Messenger RNA from Vitrella brassicaformis, 3056 nucleotides. Lineage: Eukaryota; Vitrellaceae. The record is from the annotation of a GenBank genome assembly.
CACAAUAGCCAAGAAAUCAAGGGUCCAAGAAAUCAAGGAGCUGAGCUCUGCAAGGAGGGGUUUUGAUGGUGGCGCCCUUCCGUCGGCCGAGAGAGCAAGCGACAGUCCCUUGAAGCAUAGCGACGUCAGGCAGUGAAGUGGGAUGGACCCGUCCGGCAGCAAGCGCGUAAGUACAACACUGUUGUGUGACACUGUUACUGACCUUUCCUUUCUCGCCGCUGUUUGUUUCUGUGCAGGGCGCUGUGUCGCACCCGGACGGGCCGAGAACUCAGAAGAAGCCCCGGGCGGACACCCCGUCAGCAGCGGCAGCAGCAGCAGCAGUCAGCGCCAGUGCCCAUGAUCCCAUCAUAUUCCCCUUCCCAGUCUCAGUUCCGCCCAUUUCCCGUCCCCCUGCUCUGGCCGCUUCCCAUUACCCGCCCUGGUCCGCACACCCUCUGCAGCCCAUCUUCCAGUCCGCCGAGACAAGGGCAGCGGCCGGUGUUGGCGCGUCGCCCGGCGUCCCUCGCUGCAGCCCCUUGCCGACUUUGCCACUUCCUCAGUUGAGUCUCCGCGAGUCCAUCAUGGCCAUGCCCCUAGGGCCUGCCUUGAGGCGUGCACCAGCCAUCUUCCACCUCAACCCACGGCCGGAGAAGCACGUGCCUCUCACGGCCGAGGGAGUGGAGGUGAUGGCCAAGAGACUGCAGGUGGCGAAUGCGUUGGUGUGCCAGCAGGGCAUGGAAUGGAACAGCAGUCAACUGCAGUGGGUGGUGGAGGCCGAGGUGCGGCUGGGAGGUGCCCACACGGCGCCCUUCAAGGUCACAGAGCCGUUUGCGCCGGCUCGGUACACCUACGAGGGCAUCUUCAGCGCCCUCACCAAGGCGUGGGAGUUCAAGUGGCGGCUGCAGCAGCAGUUCAAGCUGUCUCCCUCUGCGAUCCUCGAAACCCUCAGUCGAGCGGCAUUCCCUCCCCAAUCCCUCACCCAACGCGACGGCAGCACCACCACGCAGCAGCAAGGCGGCCCCGCACCACCACCACCACGACCCAGAAUCAGCCCUGCCCCUGAGGAGCAUCGUCACGAGCCCGCGGACGCCAGUCCCCAACAGGAGCACGCCGAGAGUGUGAGCGUGGGGGCCGUGACGGACGCGGCACCUGCGGGCGGGGCACCUGCAGCUGAGCAGCCGUGUGACGAGAGGCAGUUGGUCGACAAGCUGAUGUCUCUUCUCCCCCCCUCACUCAACUGUGUCAAGACUCACAUCAAGCCUCUGUGGGCUGGCACGUGGCAGGGCCUCCGGCUGACGGGCUUCGUCGCCUCGUUUGUGCCAAACGGCGGUGACCGGCCGGGGCAAGGGCAGCGUCUGGAGCUGAGGGUGCCUGUGGAGCGUGACGGCCAGCGGCCUCUGAGGCAGGCAGUGGCCAUCGCCCUCGUCGAAGCGGCAAAGUGGCGUUUCAGGAUGGGCAUCGCUGCUCAGGAGGAGGAGGGGAUGGCCAGCGAGGAGGAGACCGACCAGCUCAGAGCAUUUGGAGCACUUGCCGAGAACUUCAAGCAGCCUGCACCAGACAGACAGCAAACCGAGUCGGCAAACGGCAAUCGCGAAGAUGCGGCAACCGACGAGAGCACCCCCGUUUCCCUCACGCCGCCCGCUCUCCCUGAGCGCGACGCGGGCAACGGCAACCAACAGAUGCUAGAGGCACCACGACAGACUGCGGAGGCUCCCUCUCCUUCGGGUCUUCACCCGAGCCCACCAGCCAUCCCGGUUGCCCCUCCGUCUCCCGAGCAACACCCACCACGAGCCAUCCUGCCAGCAACCGUCAAGCAGGAGGUCAGCGGCACGGCAGAGAGACGGAAUGUCACGGCCGAGUCGCCGCCAGAGGCCCCCCCAAAGACGAAGGAGGGCGAGGGCGUUGCCAUCGUGGGUGUGGUCAAGGCUGAGGGAGAGGAGGAGGGCAAGGCAGCUGCAGCCGCUGCGAGUGCCGCGGGGGGCCCAUCGGAUAGCAGGGGCAAGGACAGGGGCAGCCCUGCCGCUCUGCCGGGUGUGCCGGCCGCGGAGGGGGCCAACGACGAGGGACGGCCCCAGGUGGCGCUGAGCGACCUGACGACAGAGCAUCUGAUCCAGCUGAUGAGCGCCCUCCCUCAGCCCGGCCUUCGCCAACUCGCGAAGCGAUGCCAAGAGGUCAGUUAGCGACGUCUGCACACACACAUCACACCGUCCAGCGUCCAGUGCGUGUGUUUUCUGUUUGUCUGCUCAGUCGGUCGAGCGGUUCAAUUUGGUGCCGUUCGCGACGUUCGCCGACCUGGAGAAGCUGGUCCACGACCCGGCAGAGAGGGAGGACCUGCUGGCAGAGCUGCCGAUGUCCGAGUGCACCCUCUUCAUGCUGCAGCGCUUGGUCAAGACACUCAAGGACAGGGCGGCAGCCAAUGGGGGGCGUGUGGCGUCGCCUGUGUGCGGCGAGGGGGCCGGUGGUGGGCGUGUGGAGGGGCUGGAUAGCGAGGGAGUGGCGUUGCUGCUCGAGCAGAAGAUAGUGAAUGCGGAUAUGAAGCCACGACUAUUCAUCCUCGUAGCACAAAUCCGAGAGGUGGGUGGGGAAAACGCAACGCAGGCAGCCAUGGAUGGAUGGAUGGAUGCAUGGAUUGGCUUCCUUUCUCUUUUCCCCCACCCCCGGGGUCAGCAUUGCAUCCCCGGCAGUGUGCUGAGAUGCCUGUGUGCCCGGACCACUGACAUCUGUGGCGAGGAGGGGGAGUGGGUGCAGCAGCUGACGGGCAAGCUGCAGCCGAGGUGGGACAUACGGCUGAAGCGAGUAGUGCGGGAGACCCUGCUAGCGGCAGACAGAGAGGAGGGGGGCAAGGUGGAGGGUGAGUAGACAGAGGGGCCGAGAGACAGAUGGAUGCAAUGCACUCGGCACUAGCGACUUAAUUUGAGCGAUGAGUAAGGAAUUGCGGGUGUUUGUUUCACGUAGCUAUCGACGGCCUGCCUUGCCGUUUGCAUGCGGGCAGGGCAGGGCGGUGUGUAAUGUAGAUAGGCAUACUGCCUCGACAAAGCUGCGGUGGUGGUGUGGUGUCCAUCCAUUCUUGUUGUAAG